Sesamum indicum (sesame) is the source of this 2270-nucleotide messenger RNA. Its product is annotated as putative inactive receptor kinase At1g48480. Gene Ontology annotation, biological process: protein phosphorylation. Gene Ontology annotation, molecular function: protein binding; ATP binding; protein kinase activity. The record is from RefSeq and is a predicted model, not a curated record. NCBI's taxonomy places the organism in Eukaryota, Viridiplantae, Streptophyta, Magnoliopsida, Lamiales, Pedaliaceae.
AGUAUUCCACCCUUUUUCCAACGUUUCACAGUCUGUAACAAUUCUCUCUCUCUAGACAUGAAAACCUCAAGAGUGUAAGACUCAGACAAGAACCAGAGCAAAGACAACAUGAAGCCCACUCCUUAAUUUCCUCAAACCCCCCAAAAAUCUUGAUAAGAUUUUCAAAGAUGAAAAGAAAAUUGAUUGUUCGUCGGCUUUCUCUUCCCACAUUCUUGAGAAUGGGACUGCUUGAUUUCCGCCACCUCCUCAUCGUAUCGGCCGCCAUUUUACUCCUCCCCUCCGCAGCGCCGGACAUCGCGUCCGAUCGUGCUGCCCUGUUAGCCCUCCGUUCCGCAGUGGGCGGCCGUGUCCUCCUCUGGAAUCUCUCGAGCCCCACUCCCUGUUCGUGGGCCGGCGUCACGUGUUCUUCUGGAAGCUCCUCCGUCGUCGAGCUCCGCCUCCCCGGAAUGGGGCUCUCAGGCCAGCUCCCGCCGAACACCAUAUCCAAUCUAACCAACCUUCAGACUCUGAGCCUCCGUUACAACGCCCUCUCCGGCCCACUCCCGGCCGACCUCUUCUCUUCGCUUACUUCCCUCCGCAAUCUUUACUUACAGCACAAUUUCUUCAGCGGCCAAAUCCCCGAUUCUUUAUUUUCUCUCACGUCCCUCGUGCGCCUGAAUUUGGCUCACAACAAUUUCUCCGGCCCGCUUUCGCCUUCAUUUAACAGUCUGACUCGCCUGGGAACGCUUUACUUGCAGGAUAAUCAUUUCUCAGGCCCGAUUCCAGACCUGAAUUUUCCCAGUUUAGUUCAGUUCAACGUUUCGAAUAAUAAUCUAACUGGGCAGAUCCCCAAAGGGCUUUCAGGAAACCCCAAGAAUUCAUUUUCUGGGAAUUCACUCUGUGGCGCCCCGCUUGAUUCUUGCGCCAAUGAAAACCCCAAGAAAAAACUCUCUGGCGGGGCCAUUGCCGGAAUUAUAAUCGGUUGUGUUCUCGGGUUUUUCUUGAUUUUAUUGGUUCUGUUCUGUCUGUGUAGAAUGUUGGCUAGAAAGGGGAUGAGAUCAAAGGAUGGGAUUGGGGCUAAUGAGAGAGAACUUGGACUUCCACGAGAGAAAACGGUGGAGAGUGGGGAUGGGACCAGCAGCAGUUUUGGGGCUGGAGCGGAGAGCAAUGUGAUCAGUGGUGGGAAAAGGGGAUUAGUUUUCAUAGGAAAACUUGGCUGGAAUUUCGAUAUAGAGGAUCUUUUGAGGGCGUCAGCUGAGGUCUUGGGAAAGGGCACGUUUGGUACUACAUACAAGGCGGUGCUGGAAACGGGGCUGGCUGUGGCGGUGAAGAGGCUGAGAGAUGUUAAUUUGGGGGAGAAAGAGUUGAGGGAAAAGGUUGAGGAGAUUGGGAAAAUGAAUCAUGAGAAUUUGGUGCCUUUAAGGGCUCAUCAUUGUAAUAGGGAUGAGAAGUUGCUUGUGUAUGAUUACUUGCCAAUGGGGAGCUUGUCUGCUUUAUUACAUGGAAACAAUGGAGUGGGCAGGACACCACUGAACUGGGAGACAAGGGCAACCAUUGCCCUAGGAGCUGCCCGAGGAAUCACAUACCUUCAUUCACAAGGCUCAUCUGUUUCCCAUGGCAACAUUAAAUCAUCAAACAUUCUCCUCACGAGAUCCUAUGAAGCCCGUGUAUCCGACUUCGGUCUCGCUCGUCUUGCAGGCACCGCCGCCACUCCCACCCGUUUAGCCGGCUACCAGGCCCCGGAAGUAACCAAUCCUCACAAAGUCUCUCAAAAAGCAGACGUUUACAGUUUUGGGGUCUUGCUGUUGGAAAUGCUGACGGGUAAGGCCCCAACGCAUUCAUUGUCGAACGAGGAGGGCGUUGAUCUCCCGCGAUGGGUGAAGUCCGUGGUCGGAGAUGAGUGGACGUCUGAGGUUUUCGAUCUUGAACUCCUACGGUACCAGAACGUCGAGGAGGAUAUGGUUCAGCUGUUGCAGCUUGCAGUUGAUUGUACGGAGCAGUACCCUGAUAAGCGUCCGUCGAUGGCUCAGGUAACGACGAAGAUUGAAGAGCUUUGUCGUCGGAGUGUAGAUGAUCGGAGUGGUGAUAUCAUUGAUGUUGGUGAUGAAGAGCGUGGUGUUGGUUUAGGAUCACCAGCAACCUAGAAGAAAGGAUUGCAUUGUAAGAUCAGAUACUUUUGCUGUUUGCCAUUCUUGAGGUUCUUUGAUUGACAAUCGAAAUUGCAUUUGCUGUCUCAUUCUUAUUCUUUUCUUCUUGCCAUUGCCAAAUUCUAUGUUUCACAUUCUUUGAUU